Molecule: messenger RNA, 883 nt
Organism: Ostrinia nubilalis (European corn borer)
Lineage: Eukaryota; Metazoa; Arthropoda; Insecta; Lepidoptera; Crambidae
Product: trypsin, alkaline B-like
Exons: 4
Coding region: 62-868 (268 amino acids)
Biological process (GO): proteolysis
Molecular function (GO): serine-type endopeptidase activity
Source: RefSeq, a predicted model, not a curated record
AGUAUGUAAUAUAAGGAAGAGCGAAUCAUUCAGUACAUACUCGGCUGCGGUUACGUUUACAAUGAUUCGACUACUAACUCUUUCUGUGCUGCUCUUUGCAGGUGCCACCUUGGCUUCCCAAAGGAUAUCUGGCGGGAGUCCGACUGACGUGGAGAAUGUGCCCUGGAUCGCGCAGGUCGACUUCCACCUGCAUUACACCGGCAGUUGGUACCAGCUCUGCGCUGCCAGCAUUCUCAACUCAAGAUUCGUGCUCUCUUCUGCCCAAUGCUUCUCAGGAUAUUUCUACGCCCCAGAAUACCGGCGUAUCAGAGCUGGCGCCACCUACCGUAACGCGGGCGGAGUUCUCGUGAACGUGGAGCGAGCGUACACCCAUCCCAGCUUCGACCUGUACCAGGCUGGGGAGGCCAGGACGCCUGACGGAGACAUCGCUGUGGUGAAGCUCAGUGAUGUGCUUUACCUGAGUCCGACCAUCCAGCAGUCGCUCAUCAUCUACCAGGACGCGGUUUUCCCAGAGAACGUUCCUGUGGUGCAAGCUGGAUGGGGAAGGAUGUCGGAGUCUGGCUACGACCCUUCACCAGUGCUAUUGGAGACCCAAGUGUACACCAUCAACCGCGAGUACUGCCAAGCGCGGUACAGCGAACUCUUCGAGGAAGACGUUCCCUUCAUCACGGACAAUAUGAUAUGCGCCGGAGCACCCGGCGGCGGCCGCGGCGCCUGCGCACAGGACGAAGGCGGCCCUCUGUAUUACGACAAUGUCUUGAUCGGAAUCAUUUCUUUCAACAACGAGUGCGGGAACAGUACUUACCCUGAUGUACACACUCGCGUCGCUUCGUAUACUAACUGGAUCAUAGAAACUGCUGUUUUGUAAAUGUUAAUAAAACGU